Molecule: messenger RNA, 1826 nt
Organism: Carlito syrichta (Philippine tarsier)
Lineage: Eukaryota; Metazoa; Chordata; Mammalia; Primates; Tarsiidae
Gene: TMEM97
Product: transmembrane protein 97
Exons: 3
Coding region: 1-651 (216 amino acids)
Cellular component (GO): endoplasmic reticulum
Source: RefSeq, a predicted model, not a curated record
AUGGGAGCACCCUGCGAAGCCUCAAGGGGGCGGGGCGGCGACCGUGGCACGCCGCCCCGAGACAGCGCGCGGACUCCGACCGUCUUUCCACACGCGAAUACCCGGCUCAACCAACGGAUGAUGGGGGUCCUGGGCGCCAGGCGCUGCGUGGAGUUGCUGCUGGGUCUCUACUUCCUCAGCCACAUCCCCAUCACCCUGUUCAUGGACCUGCAGGUGGUGCUGCCGCGAGAACUCUACCCGGCCGAGUUUAGAAACCUGCUGAAGUGGUAUUCUAAGGAGUUCAAAGACCCUCUGCUACAGGAUCCCCCAGUGUGGUUUAAAUCCUUCCUGUUUUGCGAGCUUGUGUUUCAGCUGCCUUUCUUUCCCUUUGCAACAUACGCCUUCUUCAAAGGAAGCUGCAAGUGGAUUCGAAUCCCAGCAAUCCUCUACUCAGUUCACACAAUGACGACUUUAAUUCCAAUUCUCUCCACGCUUUUGUUUGAGGAUUUCUCCAAAGCCAGUGGUUUCAAAGGACAAAGACCUGAGACUCUGCAUGAACGACUAACUCUUGUGUGUGUCUAUGCCCCCUACAUACUAAUCCCAUUCAUCCUUCUGCUUUUCAUGUUGCGGAGCCCCUUCUACAAGCAUGAGGAGAAAAGAAAGAAAAAAUGAGGGAAUGACCCCUGGCCCGGGGAGAGAUGUUCACAGGGCAGUUGCCUGUUAGACCCAACACGGCACACUGCUCAGAACCCAUGUCUUCAGCAGCAUUUGAAACACACUAUCAGCAGCACACAAGAGCAAGAUGGUGGCAGGAGCCACAGCAACACACAAGAGCAAGAUGGUGGCAGGAGCCACAGCAAACCCUCACCUUCCAAGGGCACUGGGACAAAUAGACCAAUCAGCUGAGGGUGGGCAGAUGGGUGUGGGCUGUUAUAGGAAAGUGAUACCAAAUGCCUCACUGUGUGCCUAAGUUCUGCUGCAGGAUUACUAAAAGCAAGACCAGAUAAAAAACUGGAUAAACUUCUGAGAAUGUGACCUGCUUGACAUAUUUGUGAGUCACUCGACCCACAACAUCCAUCCCUGACUAAACCCUUUGCUCCUGGUUCUCUAGAGCACAUCACCAGUCAGCAAAAUGAACAGUGGGGUGUUUUGCGCCAUUCUGAAAUUUGGAAUUGUGCCUCCUUAAUAUUCAUAUAAAACACUAUGUAGCUUAUACAGACAAAAUGGUAAAAAGUCUAAAAAUGCUGUUUUCUUGUCCCCACCUCUGUCCCUGGAAGAAACAGAAUAUUAUACAAAAGAGGUUCAAACUUAGUUUUCCUUAAGGUUUAGCCCUAGCACUAGCAUGUCUUUCAGUCAGCAGUGGGUUGAACUGGAAAGUGUUUUUGUUUGUUUUAAACAGGGCAUCCCAAGAGAAGAGGAAAAAAAUCUCUUUAUCCACCUACUUCCAAAUUUUAGUCUUCCAUGUUUUUAGAGACCACCUGAUACAAGUCGCUUACUCUGAAGUCUAGAAUCUCAAGCCUGAUCUAGAAGUGUGGCUCCCUCAUGGAUAACUUCCCCCCUCCUGAUACAGUGUAACCCAUUUCCCUGUUCUCAGGAGAAGGGAAGGUGGGGGUGGGGUGACAGCCAGUAAGGUAUGACAUGUGCAUAUAGGGUCUGGUCAUAUCAGUGCUUAGUAAUCCCUCAGCUUUCUCUAAAUCUGCAGAAGGCCAACCCUUAAAAAAAAAAAGAUGGCAGACAAGUCCCAGCCAGUCCUCUCUGUUUUUGCUCAUUUUGCUCACAAGCUGUAUUGGUCUGAUCAGUGGUGUAUGGCUCAUGUCUGGUCCAAAUAAAGGUAGCUGCUGACCUCU